Molecule: messenger RNA, 2209 nt
Organism: Solenopsis invicta (red fire ant)
Lineage: Eukaryota; Metazoa; Arthropoda; Insecta; Hymenoptera; Formicidae
Product: 52 kDa repressor of the inhibitor of the protein kinase
Exons: 6
Coding region: 212-772 (186 amino acids)
Molecular function (GO): sequence-specific DNA binding
Source: RefSeq, a predicted model, not a curated record
CAGACGUUUAGCUGUAUGUACAUCAGCUGUACAGAAUCGAAGUGAAAAGCCGUGUUAAAGAAAAUAGAUAGUGAGAAGUGUUCAGUGCUCAGUGGUGUCACUUUAACAUCAUUUUGACGUCGUGAUGACUCCCUGUUCUGCUUGGGUAGCUUUGUUGCAAGUGCAGCUUCUUAGAAGAUAUAAUAUAGAUAACAAAAUAUAAGGAAAGAGGAUGUCAGCUCCUAAAUCAAGUUUAUGGUGUAUCGUAAAGAAGUGUAACAAUACAAAGAAAAGACACUUCUUUUUAUUUCCAAAGGAAUAUGAUAGAUGGUUGCAAUGGAUACGUGCAUGUGAAAGGUUUGAUUUAAAAGUAAUGGGACCCGAAUACGCUCAUUGCAAUUAUCGACUGUGCCACUUGCAUUUUGAAGAAAAGUGGUACAAAAUAGGCAAAAGUAGAGCCAAUCUUCAUCCUGAUGCAAUACCAACUAUAUUUUUUGGAACAAACAAUACAUCUGUGACACCAGAAAACGUUGGAAAUAUAGUUGAGGCUUGUCAAGAAGAAGAAACAAGCAGCACUAUCCAGUCAACAGAAAUAUUGCCCAUGGAUACUUAUGCCGACAUUGCUAAACCGAGUACAUCCAGCAGCACUGAUUCGUCAACUGUGACAGAAAGUCAGAGGAAAAGGAAAUUAAAAGACAGAAAUUUGAAGUUAAAGGCAGAAAAUAAAAUGCGAGAAAGAAUUAGACGGCUUCAAAAGAAGAUCGAGAAAUUGGAUAAUAUAAAAAAAAAAUAAAGAACAUGAAAGUCUUCGUCAGUUAGGUUGUAAGUUACUACUUUUAAAUGUGGCACAAUUAUUAUCUGCAUAGAUUGAUGCCCAAAUUAAAAGCAAAUAUAAAAGAAGAUACAGAUUUUAAACAAUUUGCGUUGCGGUUAUAUUUUGUAAGCCCGCAAAAAUUAUCGAGAAAUUACUUAAGAAACAAUUCGCAUUACCUUCCAUACGUGGUCUUCAAUCAUUUACACAAACAUAGAAAAUUAAUCCCGGGAUAAAUAAUAACAUUUUUGAUGUUUUGUCUGUCAAAAUAAAUUUCUUGCCGCCUUUAGAACGACAUUGUAUAUUAUGCAUAGAUGAAAUGAGUUUGAAAGCUCAUUUAUUUUACAACAUUUCACAAGAUGAAAUAAUUGGGUUUGAAGACAAAGGUAACGAAAAAUCAGCAAAAAAUGCUUUAGCUAUAAUGGUACGCAGCAUUGCAGGGGAUUGGAAACUUCCAGUUUGCUUUUGUUUUGUGGAAACAUCAUGUAAAUCAAACGUAAUAAAACCUAUUAUAUUUGAUAUUAUUCGGAAAUUGCAAGGUUGUGGUGUUAAUGUGCACGCUUUAAUUUCGGAUAUGGGUUCUAAUUUUAUGCAGCUAUCUUGUGAAUUGAGUAUUUUAACAGAAAAUUGUACAAUUUUAGUUGAUAAUUUUAAAAUAUUAUAUAUAUUUGAUACACCCCAUUUGAUGAAAAAAAUACGCGAUAAUUUACUUAAACAUCGUAUACAAUUUGGAAUGAACAAAGUUGCACUAUGGGCUCACAUUAUAGAAUUUUAUAAUAGAGAUAGCAAACAAUGGAUCAAAACUGCUCUAAAGCUAUCUAAAAAUCAUGUAGAACCUACAAGUUUUCAAAAAAUGAAAGUUAAUAUAAAUAUUUAAAUUUUAAGUAAUCGCGUAGCUGCGGGCACGUGUACACAAAUGUCCUUCAGUUUCUUUCAAGUGAAGCAGUAGGAACAAUAGAUUAUAUUGAUUAUUUUGAUAAGUUAUUUGAUGUGUUAAAUUCCUCUUCAAUAAAUAGUCUUAAAGAAUAUAGAAAAGUAUUUACCGGAAGCAAAAAACAAAAUCAAUUUUUAGAACAAAUGAUAAAUUUUUUAAAAACUAUAAAUGUCAUCAAUAAAAAUAAUGUAUACGUAUUAAAGUAAACUGUUUUGAAUGUUGGCAGAUUACAAUUAAAAGUAUAAUGUUACUUUGGAAGAAAUUUAAAAUGUUAUGGAUUUCCACAUUUACGCACACGUAAAAUAAAUCAAGAUUGUCUUGAAAAUUUCUUUGGUUCUAUUAGGCAACAAAACGGUAAUUGUCUGAAUCCGACAUUAAUACAGUUUACUCGCGUUUUCAAAAAAAGUUUUAGUAUGAAAGUUUUACAGCACACAGAUACGCAAAAUUGUACUGCAGACACAAAUAAAAUGUUAAAUUUAAUUGGA